Notothenia coriiceps (black rockcod) is the source of this 558-nucleotide messenger RNA. RefSeq names its product prolactin receptor-like. The transcript has 3 exons. Gene Ontology annotation, molecular function: protein binding. Lineage: Eukaryota; Metazoa; Chordata; Actinopteri; Perciformes; Nototheniidae. The record is from RefSeq and is a predicted model, not a curated record. The coding region runs from base 138 to 398 and encodes 86 amino acids.
CUGAGGCCACGAGCUCCUUUCUGCUUCCUGCGGUCUUUGACGGCCGGGUCUCGGCUCAAGGAGUCGCUCAUAAAAACCCAAACAGCUCCGUGGGCGUGAAGUCUCGGCCUCACAUCUACUUCUGCCGCUCGCCCAACAUGGAGGACUUCAGCUGCUGGUGGCGCCCGCUGGAGAACCUGACGGAGGAAGUGUCCUACGUCCUCACAUACUCCAAAGACAAGGAGCCUCAGCAGGAGUGUCCGGACUACGUGAGCUCCGGACCCAACAGCUGCCACUUCGACAAGAAACACACCAUCAUCUGGAAGUUUUACUGCCUGAACGUCACCGCCGUCACCAAACACGGGAACUACACUUCCCAGAAUCACUGCCUGGACGUGGCCGACAUAGGUGAGGAGUAGAGCGGUGCAGGAAUGAUAUAUUUCUGUAGUUCGACCCGGAAGUAAGCUGCUGGUUCCCUCGACAAAAAAGCAACGGGAUUGCUCCAUAGGACUUUGGAAUAUGUAAAAAAUAAGGUCUGUGGAAAACUAACCGGUUUGAUAAAUGUUUUCUUCAUCCGGA